CAGAGGGAGGAGGAACCCGGCGCAUGCGCAGAAGUAAGGUGACUUUCAGAGCAGAGGCUGGUAGGAUGCUCACCAAAUACCUCGGUCCCCGCUACGGCCAGCUCUUACGUACUUGGAUCCCCACCGCGGUCACAUGGGGGUCAGUAGGGACCGUGGGGCUGGUUUGGGCCACCGAUUGGCGGCUGAUCCUUGACUACGUCCCAUGGAUCAAUGGCAAGUUUAAGAAAGAUGACUAAAUCAAAGGGUUCCUAUGGUGCGAUGUUCUCCAAUACCAUAAGCAAGAAGGCUGCCAUCCUUUCAAAAGGCAUUCUGUGCUACUGUGAAACCAAUAAAAGACUCUUUUUCAUGCUGUA
Anolis sagrei ordinatus is the source of this 353-nucleotide messenger RNA. It is a transcript of the gene UQCR11, whose product is annotated as ubiquinol-cytochrome c reductase, complex III subunit XI. Gene Ontology annotation, cellular component: mitochondrial inner membrane. The record is from RefSeq and is a predicted model, not a curated record. Gene Ontology annotation, biological process: mitochondrial electron transport, ubiquinol to cytochrome c. Lineage: Eukaryota; Metazoa; Chordata; Lepidosauria; Squamata; Anolidae.